ACAGAUAUUUUCACUGUGAGUUUUGUGUUUUCAGUUUGAGUGGCUGCAGGUUGUUUGAUUUUUUACAUCAGGUGACAGAAAAACACCUGGAGGCUGAAAUAAUAAUUCUCUAUUUCAGUGACAAACUGCAGCUUUAAAUGGAUGAAGGGAAGAAGGAGAGGAGGUCGAGGAGGGAGGAGGAGGAGGCGUCCCUCAGACCUCACCCUGUCCUCGUGCCUCUGCAGACUGUUUCUCCAUCAGUUAACGAGUCAAUAACUCAGCGUCCUGACAUCCUGAAGAUUCUACUCGUCCAUCCGUCCGUCCAGAUGAACGGUGAACAGCCUCCUCCAUACCGUCCUCACUUCCCUGAGGAACCUUCAGCUCCAGAUUACCCAGCUCUCAGCUCUCAGCCUGUGGCCUUCCCCGGCUCGUCAUACCAGACCUUCCCUCAGGCGUAUGCGGGCGGAGGAGACCACACUUACUACCAGGGGCCCCCGGGGCUGCUGAGGCCACCAGGGGCGUUCAUGGCUCAGCCCGGGUCUCAGGGAUUUUACAGCGAGCCCCCCAAGACCUUCCAACAGUGGGACGGCCCAAGGCCAUAUGGAGAGCCGCCAAAACACACAGUGUUCGUGGUGCAGCAGCAGGACCAGGACGACAGCGCUGAUGACUCGUGUCUAACGACCUGUUCGGCUGCUCUGUGCUGCUGCUUCCUCUGGGACAUGUUGACGUCUCGCUGAAUCUCCCAUCAUGCAGCGGGGCCACGUCAUGGAUGUAUCAGUAGACCUGAUCCAGCACCACUUUCCCCCCAGUGGCCACUAAUGGUAUUACAAUAAAAAAUCCCCCCAGCUCAAAAACCAUUCACCCGUAGACCUGAGAUCUGAUGAAACGUCCAUGGUCACAUGGUCUGUUAAAGUCCAGCUCUCUGAUUGGACCAUGACGUGGAUGGAUUCUGAUACGAACCCCCCCCCCCGACCUUAGACUGGAGGAGAAGGUGUUCAUGGUCGUCCGCCUGUUUAAACAUGUUCAUGUUUGGUAUUUUCGUGUAGGAGUUGUUGCUUCAUCGUCAUCACCGCCUCUGAUCCCGCCAACUCUCUGGCUCUUUCUGACAGUAAAAGAAUUAAAUAU
Molecule: messenger RNA, 1104 nt
Organism: Lates calcarifer (barramundi perch)
Lineage: Eukaryota; Metazoa; Chordata; Actinopteri; Centropomidae
Product: cysteine-rich and transmembrane domain-containing protein 1
Exons: 5
Coding region: 138-716 (192 amino acids)
Cellular component (GO): extracellular exosome
Source: RefSeq, a predicted model, not a curated record